Molecule: messenger RNA, 3438 nt
Organism: Saccharomycopsis crataegensis
Lineage: Eukaryota; Fungi; Ascomycota; Saccharomycetes; Ascoideales; Saccharomycopsidaceae
Product: Vps41 protein
Exons: 1
Coding region: 1-3438 (1145 amino acids)
Biological process (GO): intracellular protein transport; cellular response to starvation; protein targeting to vacuole
Cellular component (GO): late endosome; HOPS complex
Molecular function (GO): protein binding
Source: RefSeq, a predicted model, not a curated record
AUGGAAGCAGAAGCAAUAGGAAACAAGAAAGGGCCGACCAAUGAAUCUGAAAUUGAUGUGCAAACGGAGAACAGGCAUAAGGAAUCCCAAUUGGCAAAUGGCAAAAUGAUUAAUGGCGUACUUGACACCAACCAAGAAGACCUGAGAGCGGACAUAGAGACUGGCGCAGAGGCAUUGAAUGACUUAAGACAAGAAGAUAAUAGAAAACUUUCAGUUGGAAACAAUAUAAUGGCCGGUGAUAAUACAACAGAGUACAAAAAGGAAAUAGAAAAUCUGAAAAAAGGAGAUGAAAGGUCUGUAUUAGAUACCGAGGAUAGCUCGCACAAAGUAGAUGUCAUUGGUAAAGAAGAAUACAAUGAAUCCAACCAGAGAUUAGAUGCUAAUAGUAAAUCACAUAAAAAAGAAAAAAAUAAUGAAGAAGAAAAGGAAGACGAAGAAGAUGAGGAAGAAGACAAUGAAGAGGGUGAAGAGAAUGAAGACGACGAGGAAGAUGAAGAUGAAGAUGAAGAUGAAGAUGAAGAUGAAGAUGAAGAUGAAGAUGAAGAUGAAGAUGAAGAUGAAGAUGAAGAUGAAGAUGAAGAUGAAGAUGAAGACGAAGACGAAGAUGACGAAGAUGACGAAGAGGAGCCACCUAGAUUGAAAUAUUCCAGAUUAUCAGGAUUGCCACAGUCAUUCUUCAGAAGAGAUCCUGUAUCUUGUUGUCUAAUUCAUGAUACCUUUCUGAUAUUUGCUACUCACUCAGGAGUUUUGCAUCUUUGCAAACCUGAUAUGACACCAAUAAGAACAUUCAGAGUCCACAAAGCAUCUAUUCUAUCGAUUGCAACAAAUGGCGAUUAUUUUGCGACUGCAUCAAUGGAUGGCUCAGUGGUAAUAGGAUCAAUCAAAGAUCAAAGCGAUAUUACGAAAUUUGAUUUCAAAAGACCAGUUCAUGCCGUAGCUAUUGACAAGAAUUAUAAACUGACAAGGUGGUUUGUGUCUGGUGGCAUGGCAGGCCAAGUUAUAGUGUCUCAAAAAAAUUGGAUGAACGGUAGAAGCGAUAUAGUAAUUGAUGAAGGUAAUGGCCCAAUUGUUGGAAUACACUACAUUGGAGAGGUUUUAAUGUGGGCGAAUGAGGCAGGGAUAUCUAUUUACAAUGUCUCUACGAAGACAAAGAUUUUGAACAUCGCCAGGCCCGAGAACUCGCCGAGAGCGGAUCUAUACUGGCCUAGAUUCCAUACUGUUGAUUCAGACAGAGUAAUUAUUGGCUGGUGUGACUAUAUUUAUUCCAUUAGAGUUGAUAUUAUCGAGAACUCCGCCGGAAAUUCUAAUAUGUCCUUUCUUAGCAGUGCAGCAUCAUCUUUCAGAGCUCCCGUUGAAAGAAAGGCCGAAGUCGAAAAUACUCUACACACUGACUCAUUAAUUUCAGGGAUCGCUUCAUUUAACAACGAUUUAUUAUUAUUGCUAACCUAUAAUGCACCACAAAAAGUGGAUUCUGAUAGUCAUCAGAAAGCAAAAGCAGGUCCUCCAGAAAUUAAAUUGAUUAAUGCUACUGAUGGCGAAGAAGUUGCUGACGAUGAGGUGGCAUUGAAAGAUUAUGAAUCCCUUGGUUUGAAUGACUAUCACUUGGGGAAGUCUAUUGGGGAGCUGAGUCCUCCACGGUAUUACUUGGUUAGUGCAAGGGAUGCAGCAAUAACCGAAGAAUUUAAUAUCAACGACAGAUUGCAAUGGUAUAUCGAUAAGACGAAGUUUAAAGAAGCAUGGGAGAUGAGUGAGCACUUGAUGAGUGAACAUAAAAGAGCUCUUCUUGGAUUAAACUGUGUUGAUCAAUUAAUAGACAAACAUAACUGGCCAGAGGCAGGAGAAUUCAUCUCAAGAGUACUAAAAAUUGAUUUCUUACCUAUGGAUGAAGAGAUAGAAUUAACGGAUCACCAAAAGUUUUUAUCAUCAAAAUGGGAAGAGUACCUUUGGAAAUUUAUCAAAAAUGAUCAAAUUGAUGUCGCAACAGAGAUUAUUCCAACCAAUUUGAAAUUGAAGAUUGAUCACAAGAUUUAUGAAACCAUAUUAGUUUACCACUUAGAAAACAACAAAGAUAAGUACUUGGUUUUAAUUGAACAAUGGGACUCCAAAUUAUAUGAUAUAAAACAUAUUGAACAGUUAUUGGAAGAAAAAAUUGAGCAUGAAAAUGAUCCUAAACUUAGAAAAAUUUUGAGCAACUUGUAUUUGGAGUCCAACGAGCCAGCAUUUGCGGUGCCACACUUGAUCGAACUUAAAAGUGAUGAAGUUUUUACAAUCAUCACCAAAUAUCAUUUGCUAUUGAAUUUCUUGGAUGAAUUACCUAGAAUAGUCACCAUGAACAUUGGCACUACAGAAUUACAAAAAAUUAAAUCAUCUAAAGAUUGCGAAAGAUAUUCAAAGGUGUUUUCUCCAGUUAUUGAUAUGUUGAUUCAGAAUAUCUAUGAAACUUCACCAAAAAGGAUUGUUGACGUCUUGGAAAAGCUGAAGCUUGAUUUUAUCACCUACUUAUAUCUUGAAAAACUAUAUCAAAUCAAUAAUGUUGAACCGUCUAUUCUCGAAGCUUUUGAAAAUUUGAUGAUCACCUUAUUAGCGACUUUUAACCAAAAGAAAUUGUUAUAUUUUCUUAUAAACAAAACUAACUAUAAUAUUGACCAGGCAAUUAAACUUUUUGAAAAUGACAACAGAUAUAUCAAAGAGCUAAUAUAUUUGUUGGGGAAGAUUGGACAAAACAUUCAAGCUUUGAAAUUGAUCAUUGAAAAAGUUGGCAGUCCAGAUGAGGCAAUUCAUUUCGUGAAAAAUAAAAUCAAGACCAACAAAAACGAAAAUGAGGAUCUUUUAGAGUUUUUAGUGGAUCAUAGCAUUGAUAAGCCCUUUUUCAUAGCUGCAUUGAUCGAGAAGGCUAAUGAUUUGAUAAACCCAAUUGACUUGGUUAAAAAGAUACCAGAAGAUACUUUAAUUGAGAAUCUUCAAAUGAAUUUGAUUAAUAUUAUAUUGAGCAAUGAUUUGAACAUAUUGUUGAACGAGAAUAUUUUAAAAAUUGUUAAUAACGAAACUGUCAGCAAUGCCAAUUUGUUUUCCAAACUAAACGAAAGAGGAUACUUGAUAGAUAAUGAGAAAGUGAAGCUACAAAUUAAGGAAUUGAUGUCCAAAAAUCCUAAUGGUUUUGGUGCGUUGUUAAAACCCAUGGUUGAUAUUGAUGAGCACGAGGCAAUUUACAAGAGUUUGAAAGCCAAGAAUUUUAGUCAAGAGGACGAAAGCAGUGAUCUCGAUAAUGAUUUUAAGAUCUCCAUAAAAAGCAUGGACAAUAAUGGAGGCCAAAUAAUCAGUGAAGCAGAGUUGAUUGGUGAGGAUAAUAUCUGGAAUGGUAAUGCCAAGUCAUUAACAGGUUUAAUGAGGCAUUUGUCCUACAUUAGCGAGAAAUUGAAGCAAAUCAGGGGUUUUUGA